UCUGGGGCACGGUGAGAGCUGCUGCCCUGCUGUCCCUCCCUGCACCAAUGCUACUGUCCCCAUCCGGCUCUGGCCCAGUUGGCACAGGAUGACUGACACCAAGGUCGGGGCAGCUCAGUCCUGCUUUGCGUCACACAGGGGUCAAAGUCCCCUCCUUUUUAUGGGCCAUGAAACCAUGUUUAUGGCCCCUGCUGUUUCGAUAGCUCGGGUGUUUGGAGCCUCCUUCCCGUAAAUGCGCCAGGAGAAAUUCCAGUCAGAGCUGAGCUCAGUGCUGCCUCUCCCUGCCGUGAGCUGAUGCUCCCCGUGUGGUGGUGGGUCCCUCAUGGUCCCGGUGAGGCCCGAGGGCAGCCGUGCUGGAGCUGUGGCAGAGGGCCAGCAGGUUCUGUCCCAGGUGAACCAGAGCCUGAACAAGAAGCUGAGCAGUGUCCCCAGGCCAGGCUGGCAGAGGGCUGAGUGCUGCCUCUUCCCCAGAGAUGGACAGAGUCACCAGGCACCUGGUCUUCCAGCUCCCACAGCCCUCACACAAGCACGACUACCAUGAUGCUCACCAGGGCAGCUCAUUGGCAGAGCAGAGAGCCAACAGCGAUGAUGAUGUGUUCGGCUCUGCUCAGCGUAGCAGCCAGAGGGUGGAAUAUGGCUAUGGCUGGAAAACAAGGUCAAAGUCACCCUCAUAUUUCCUGGAGGGUGGAAAAGAUGUCUGGACCCCAUCCCCAGACAGGGAGUCCAGGCUGGAUGUGGUGAGAUCGGGGAGCCUGUACGACCUCAGGGCUUACAGAGGUGAGAGGAAGCCCUCAAAGCUCUACGAUGAGGAUGAGCAGGAACAGUACAGGGUCCCUCCACCGCACAUCUCACCUGAGAAAGCCAAGGAGCUGGAGGAUGAGAGGAGGGAGAUCAUCCGGAGCCAGGUGAUGAGGAAGAGCUCCACCACAGCUGAGCGUUGGAGCUCCAUGGAUGAGCUGAGCUCCAUAAACACUGGCACAGGCAGCUUCACUGUGUCCUUUGACAAGCCUUCCUCAGGGAGGGUAGUGACGCCAGUUGACCCUGAAAAUAUUGACACGGAGCAGAUCAACUUCUCUGCUGCUCGGCAGCAGUUCCUGAUGCUGGAGAAGACCAACCCGGGCUCUUUCUUCAGCCCAGGGCAACAGGUCUUGUCUCCAAAGCCAGAGACAAUGACAAAAGUGUCUCGGCAAGAGUGGCCUAGUCCUGAGAUGCCUAUGAAGGCUGUGAGAGGUUACGGUGAUGCCGGUGCACCCAGCCAGAGCAGGAUGGACAAGACUGUUUACCAGGUUUAUAAUGUGUCCUACAAGAUGCCUGUGAAGGAGGAGGUUUAUGCUCCUAGAAGGGCUGAUACUGGAAGGUCAUAUCCCACUGGGAAAGUAUCCAGCUUGACUAAAGGAUUUUCCAGAGAGGACCUGGACUCUGGCUUGGGUGAGAUGUACAACAAAGCCAGUGCAGGCUACACCAGCAAUGGAAGUGCAUCCAACGAGAUCUUCAAUGGCUUUGUGGAUCUGAGGACCAGCGGCAAUGGCCCAGACAAGGAGACGAAGAUCAGCAAUGAGACGCCCAUUGAGCGGGAGAUCCGCAUGGCAAUGGAGAGGGAGGAGAACCUCUGGAAGGAGAGAGGGAUCCAGCGGCUGACCUCCAGCAGUGAGAUGGUGGAGAUCCAGACCAAGCCUCUCCUCUCCAUGCACACCUCUCCCGGCCCGGGCAGGAAAGGGAAGGACAAAGCCCGUGCUUCCUUUUACGUCCAGAGGGAAAUUGAGCAGGAAACCAAGCGUGAGGAAGAUCUGAAGAGGCAAGGGAGGCUGCUGGGGACUUAUGACAGGGGGACACAGCAGGAGCUGGACGAGCGCCGGAGGGUGUUUGAGCAGGAGGAAACUCCCCCACAAAAGCCCACCCCUGUGAGGAAGGCAGAUGAGCGGCGGAGCUGGAUUAAUGAGUUUGUGGUGGAGCAGCCCACAAGCCAUGUCCCCCACCCUGUAGAAGACACCAGGGGCGGGAGAAGCAUUCCCAGCUACACGGCCAGCAUCACACACUUCCAGGUCUCCCAGCCACGCUUUGUUGCCAGUGAGAAGAGCCAGGACAAGCCCCGGGUGUCCCAGCGCAUUUUUGUGAGCGCAAGCAAACAGGAGAGUGAGGAUUCCUGGGGAGGAAGGCUUCCUGGCUCCACCCUGAGCCCCACCAGCUCAGCUCCCCUGCCCAGAGAGUACUUCUUAUUGCCCUUCUGGAAUCCCAAGUUCUCUUUUGUUGACAACAUGGGGACACAGAGCCCGCUGAGGAGGGAUGAUGGCCGGGAGGAGCAGUAUAAGCUGAGGACCUGGAAGCCCCAGACGUCGGCGCUGAUCGAGGAGGAGAUCCGGAGUGACCUGCAGAGGGAAGAGGAGCUGCAGGAGCAGCGGCGGCGGCUGCAGCUGAUCGAUGGCUACUCUGUGGUCAGCAGUGAUGGCUUUCCCCAGGAGAGCUCCCGCUCCCGGCACAGCUCCGCUGCCUCAGGUGUCAGCGGUAGCUAUUCUCCCGUCUCUACUCCUGCCCCGCACCAGGCGGGGGUCCUGGGACUGAUGUCAUCCUUCACCCCACUGCGAGUGGCCGGUCCCUCCCAGGGCAGCACUGAGACCCUCACCCCCGACUCAGCGCGUUCCAGCCCCUUCGAGGAGCGGAGGAGGAGGGUGAAGGAGGAUGGAAAGUACGCCGGCAUUGAGCCCGUUGACAAGAUCAACACGGAGGUGGUGGAAAGCACCAGAGUGAUUCGCCACAAGAGCGCGAUGGCCCAGCGCUGGGAGGCCGGGCAGUACGUCCGCGAUGACGACUGAGGGCACUGGGCAGGCUGGGCCACCAGACUUUGCCGUCUACUCGCCCUGUUUGGGACCAACUGACACACGAUCAAAGUUCCAGAUCAGCUCCUGGUUAUCAUCAGAAUCAGAGACUUGUACAUUGCAAAUUGUAUCCAAUUUUAAUGUAGCAGAUGAUCCUUCCAGUGCAUUAGAUGUGCUCAGUCCAUCCCCCUUCCCAGCCAGGUGAGGGAAUACCUUUUUGUCCUAAGAGGGGGAAAAAUUGGAUCACUUUCUUUCAAUCACUUCUGCGAGGAGACAGGGAGAUGAAAUCAUACGGUAAUUUCACUUAUUUCCCAUUGGAGGCUGUGUCUCUAGCUUACAAAAAGCUAUUUUAUUUCUAAGUGGUUUUACGUUUUUAAGUUCCACAACCUCAGGCACCACCGAGGAGAGAGCCUGGAUCAACAUCAGCAUCAAACCAGGAAAUCAACGUUUCUGCUUAACGCAUGUGAUCUGAGGAGAUGCAGCAGUAGAAUAUACAUUAUAUAUAUAUAUAUAUAUAUAAAAGCUGUUUACUUUGCUAAUUUAUUAAAGAGUCCUUGCUCUCCCCCAA
This is a messenger RNA of Apus apus (common swift), 3381 nucleotides long. RefSeq names its product mitotic spindle positioning (gene MISP). The transcript has 5 exons. NCBI's taxonomy places the organism in Eukaryota, Metazoa, Chordata, Aves, Apodiformes, Apodidae. Bases 474 to 2810 code for a protein of 778 amino acids. The record is from RefSeq and is a predicted model, not a curated record.